Molecule: messenger RNA, 2000 nt
Organism: Gossypium raimondii (Peruvian cotton)
Lineage: Eukaryota; Viridiplantae; Streptophyta; Magnoliopsida; Malvales; Malvaceae
Product: cyclin-D5-1
Exons: 5
Coding region: 140-1084 (314 amino acids)
Biological process (GO): mitotic cell cycle phase transition; regulation of cyclin-dependent protein serine/threonine kinase activity
Cellular component (GO): cyclin-dependent protein kinase holoenzyme complex; nucleus; cytoplasm
Molecular function (GO): cyclin-dependent protein serine/threonine kinase regulator activity
Source: RefSeq, a predicted model, not a curated record
CUAGGAUUUUCCUUAAUCUCCUCAGACGUGUAUUCAACACUUUACAUAUAUACUACUAGUUGUAGCCUUGUAGGAAAUAAACGACCAAACCCAUGUUUUGUUUUUCUUCUUUUGGUUGAGAUUUGAGGUCCACAGACAAAUGGGGGAGUUUGAGAGUUACUUUUCUUGCUCUAAUCUCUUGUGUCAAGAAACUGAAGAAGAAGUUUCUUUUUUUGAAACAGAAGCUGAAGACGAUGAAAAUCUUUACUUGAAUGAUAAGGAUGAUGAUGAUGAUGAAUAUAUUGAGAAGUUGAUUCAAAGAGAAACUUCUUGUAUCUCUGAUUAUCCCAUUACCAUUCGAAACAAAUGGCCGCAAUGUGCUCGCUUGAAUGCUAUUGAAUGGAUGUUUAAAACAAGAACACUCUUUGGGUUUCAAAUCCGUACAGCAUAUAUGUCUGUAAUGUACUUGGAUCGAUUUCUCUCAAAGAAAUCCAUUGAUAAUGGGAAGUUGUGGGUUAUCCGAUUGUUGUCGGUGGCGUGUUUAUCAUUAGCAGCAAAAAUGGAAGAGCGCAGAUUACCUGUUUUAUCAGAAUAUCCUACACAAGAUCACUUUGAAAACAAAGUGGUUCAAAGAAUGGAGUUAUUGGUAGUCAGUACUUUGGAAUGGAAGAUGAGUACAAUCACGCCCUUUGCUUAUUUAUCUUACUUCAUCCAUAAAUUUUAUGGUGAAUCUAAACCUGAAGGAUUAGUCUCAAAAGCUCUGCAUCUUAUUGUGCUUAUGAUAAAAGAAAUCAAUUUGGUGGAUCAUCGAUCAUCGGUUAUUGCUGCAGCUGCGGUGUUAGCCGCUUCUUCUGAUAAAAGAUUAACAAGAAAAGCAAUGGAGCUCAAGAUGAAUUUCAUUUCAUUCUGGGGAUCUCUAGAAAUUGAAAAUGUAUUUUGUUGCUAUAAUAUGAUGCAUGAAAUAGAGAUGAGGAUCUCUAAGACACCAAAAUGUGUAGUUUCCUCAAAUUAUUCUUCAGUAUAUCAUGCUCCUGAGAACUCUUGUGCAGUCAGUAAUGGGGUUGGCACUAAGAGAAAACUUACAUUCAACGACUCUGAUCAAUGAAAAUCUGUUGGCCAUCUUUUUGCAGAUAAGAUUUGGGUUUAUUGAUUGGAUUAUUUUGAUUUUAAAAAAAAUACAAAAAAAAUCGAUUCUUGGAAUUAGAUUUUACUUAUAGGUUUCAUCAGCGUUUUUUCAUUACGAUUUUUGUUGAUGAUGAUUGAGGGUUCCAUUUUCCAAUAAGAUGAAUGGUGAUUGGAUUUGCCUGGAAUGUUGUGGUUUCCUUUUUGAUGAGUGGGAAGUUUCUUUGUCACUGUUAGGUAGAAGCAGCACUAGGAUUAGAGGGCCAUUAAAAAACCCAAAAGUAUUUCUUUUAAGGAAUCAAAGGGGAUCUUCUACCCUGAUUAUGAAGUAAACAGAUUAUUAAGAUAGAUGAUGCAAAAAGGCGAGUAAGAUUUGUGAGUAAACACUUUAUGCCACAGUCCACACCAACCACAUUGUAAAAUUGUUCAUGUGAAUCCUGUUAUUUGCUCCUUUUGGGUGAUGGUGUAGGACCCAAAGUUGGAAUAACUUUGUUUUGAGGUGGACUGGGGGAAAAACCGGGUUGAAAGGGGUGAAUGCAGUUGGGAAAUAGGGUGUCAGAGGCUCAGCCCUUCCACAUGCUUUCAUGGGGUUCUUAGGAGAUCCAGUCUGGCAUCGUACGGCAUUGAAUUUUAGUCUCCAGUGAUUACUAUAUGUCUUGUGAAAACACAUAUGGUUUCUCUCCCGACACAUAUUUAUUCAGUGGUUCAAUGUUCCAUCAAAGUCGCACAAUGUGGUUUUCAUUGUUCUUUCAAAUGACUCUGUAGACAGUAAAGACUGCAACGUUUGAAGAACUCUGUCAAAUCAUACAUACAGAUUUUCAAUUUCAUCUUCUGCAUUUUUAGCCUUCCUAGAACUCCGAUCUGAUUAUUAGACAUGAAUAUGACAAAAUUUUUAAGUG